CACACCGUGGAAUAUUACCACGUGUCAACAAUAGGACUACUGACAUAAGAGUUUGGGUAUUGCCUGAAGGUGCGGAACCAAGAAUCUUAAUAAUGCCAAAGCGGCCAGAUCCUAAGUGGUCGCCUCCUGCAGGGGUUGAAUCUCCAAGAUUACAUUUAUAUAAUUCCCUAACUCGGCAAAAGGAGUUGUUUGUUCCUCAGGGAAAGGUGGUUACGUGGUACAGCUGUGGACCCACCGUCUACGAUGAUUCUCACAUGGGUCAUGCCAGGUCCUAUGUCAGCUUUGACAUUCUUCGUCGCGUUAUACAGGAUUAUUUCGGUUAUCCAGUCAACUAUGUCAUGAAUGUCACAGAUAUUGAUGAUAAAAUUAUCAAGAGGGCAAGGACUAGGUACUUGGUGAAGGAAUAUGAAAAAGCUCUUACAUCUAUGGAGCAACUGUAUGAGGAUGUUGCUGCUGCAAUGGAACAUCAUAAUGCAGUCAUAGCCACUACGACCGAUCCUGACAAACGGAAAAUGUUGAUGGAUGAAGUUCUUAAGGUUAAAGCGGUUGUAGACUCCCUGAGAGAUUGUGUCAAGAACAACAAGAGCCCUGAGGAGGUUUCUGAAAAGCAAAAGGAACUCCUUGUCAUCUCAAGCAGCGUAUUGGGGGAGUGGUUAGACCGUCAGAAGGGGAAAGAUGUCACUGAUAAUUCCAUAUUCUCUGAUUUGCCUCGCCACUACGAAGAAGAGUUUAAUAAAGAUAUGGAAGCCUUAAAUGUUCUUCCAGCUGAUACAGUAACAAGAGUGUCAGAGUAUGUUCCUCAGAUUGUAGAUUAUGUCAAGAAGAUUAUCGAUAAUGGGUAUGCCUAUGAAUCGGGCGGUUCUGUUUAUUUUGAUGUGGGUAAAUUUGACUCGGAUCCAAAUCAUUAUUAUGCCAAGCUUGUCCCAGAGGCCUAUGGAAACCAGGAAGCAUUAGAGGAAGGUGAGGGCUCCCUUUCUACAGGCAAUGCUCAGGAGAAAAGGAGCCCCAAUGACUUCGCACUCUGGAAAGCUUCUAAACCGGGUGAACCAGCUUGGCCUUCUCCUUGGGGGCAAGGGCGCCCCGGGUGGCAUAUAGAGUGUUCGGCAAUGGCGUCGGCUAUACUAGGAGAAUCGAUGGACAUUCAUUCAGGUGGUGUUGAUCUCAAGUUUCCUCACCAUGACAAUGAACUUGCGCAGUCAGAGGCUUAUUAUAAUAAUGACUAUUGGGUUAGGUACUUCCUGCACACAGGCCACUUACACAUUGAUGGUUGUAAAAUGAGCAAGAGUCUCAAAAACUUCAUUACUAUUAAGAAGGCCCUCGAGGAAACCUCUGCAUCUCACCUGCGCAUUGCCUUCCUGCUACAUUCGUGGAAGGACACUUUAGAUUAUAGCUCGACACCAUGGAAGGGGCCCCGUCAAUUCCACAAAAUGAUAAGCGAAUUUAACCUCAACGUUCAAGACCUGUUGAGGAGGACUGGCUGCACAAGUGAGGUGUGGAUGCCUGCAGAAGUAAGAUUACUGGAAGUCUAUGACAAUGCAAGAACUGGUGUACAUAAAGCACUCUGUGAUAACAUUGACACGAGGACUGCCCUCGACCACAUCAGGGAUAUGAUAACGCAGAAAGCAAUAAAUAUAAUGAAUAAACAUUUGCAGGUUAAUUCCCAGUUGAUGGUAAACAUUAAUAGCUAUGUUAGCAAAAUGAUGACCAUGUUUGGAGUGAGUGUAGGGGACCAGUCAGCAUCUGGAAAUCAGGGUUCGGAUAAGUUAAUUGAAGUAGCUGAGGUGUUGGGUAAGGUGAGAGAACAGCUCCGUCAGUAUUCUAGAGAUCAGAGCUUGGAUGUUGCCAGUCUCCAGCGACAGCUUUUAGGACUGUGCGACAGCAUACGAGAUGAACUCUUGCCACCACUUGGAGUAAGGCUAGAGGACAGAGAUGAUGGUGCUACUUGUAUCAAGUUAGUGAAUGCAGCUGAAUCUCAUGCAGGAAAUCAAGCAAAGAAGGAACAGCAUUGCAAGAAACAAGAAAAGGAGAAAAAGAAGGCUGAACAAGCAGCAAAACAAGCCAGUAAGGAAGUUGUAAAGGAUCCCGUUGACAUGUUUCAAACACCAGAAUACAGUCAGUGGGAUGCGAACGGUAUUCCUACUCAUGAUAAGGAUGGAAAUGAAAUAACCAAAAGCCAAACACGAAGAAGCUGACAGCAGAUGGGAGCCCAAAAGAAAAAAUAUGAGAAGUGGCUUGCGCAACAGCAGUCAUAAUGAAAAUGUGUUAUAAUUCAUUUUGCAAGUUAUUAAAUUAUAGAACCAAUAUCUCUUUUUUGACCAAUGAACGUACUCCAUC
Macrobrachium nipponense is the source of this 2334-nucleotide messenger RNA. RefSeq names its product cysteine--tRNA ligase, cytoplasmic-like. Gene Ontology annotation, cellular component: cytoplasm. Gene Ontology annotation, molecular function: cysteine-tRNA ligase activity; ATP binding. The record is from RefSeq and is a predicted model, not a curated record. Lineage: Eukaryota; Metazoa; Arthropoda; Malacostraca; Decapoda; Palaemonidae. Gene Ontology annotation, biological process: cysteinyl-tRNA aminoacylation.